This is a messenger RNA of Peronospora belbahrii, 3552 nucleotides long. The record is from the annotation of a GenBank genome assembly. NCBI's taxonomy places the organism in Eukaryota, Oomycota, Peronosporomycetes, Peronosporales, Peronosporaceae.
AUGACAAUCAUGGCAAAAGCACUGACGUACGUCGAGUUGUGCACGCGUUUGUCACGUUUUGUGCAGCUCGAACCGAAUGAUGCGCUUUAUAAAGAGCUACAGGAUGUAUUGGAAGAAUUGGUGAUGUUUUAUGACAAUAUGGACAGUGUAGACUUGUCUUCCUUAUUGGAUGAUUGUGGAAUUGACGUGCCAUUCGUGGGUCUCGCAGCAAUGGAUGAAUUGGUUUUAUUCUCAUUACACAAGCUCAUUGGCUCCUUUGUAUUGACUUCUUCUUCUUUCGCGCUUCAAGAGCGUUUAUUUGUAGUGUUGUCACGUGUUUUACACCGUUGCAAGCCUCGGAUGAUAGGGAAUAGCCCGGAACAAGUCCAGCGGCGUCUAAGCUUCGUGCAGAGCUGUGUGUUGUAUCUACCGCCACCACCUGAAGCUAAUGAUGCGCACAAUGAGAGUGCUGAGACUUUGACCAUUUCUGCUCAGCCGGAGGAACUGAGACUUGCUGUUUUGUUGUGUCUACGAGAGGUAUUGGAGGAACGGGAACAGGAAGUCGAGAAGCAGGCGGUACAGCUACAAGUAGAACACCAGCAUUUCUUUGCGUACGUUGUGGCUUCGUUGCUGAAUGUAGCGCAACGUGAUCGUUGUAGAGACGCUGCACUGCAAGCAAUUGAAGUGCUGAAGUGUGUGCUACUCUUCGUUCAGGACCCGCAGUCGCUUCGGCAAUACUUGCCUGGCAUCGUUGCUGGACUUUGGAAAAGUGCAAACGCACCGCAACAAGCAUCUAAGGUGAUUGUUGCAGCUUUGCAGGCUCUUGCAACAGCACUAGAUCUGUGCAUCAGUGACGAACAUUUGCCAGGAGGUGAGGAUGGAGGAAUGAAGCAAGAGCAGCCAAGAUUUACACUUGAAGCGAUUCGACAGUCUGCUGAAAGUAAUGUUAAUGAUAUGCAAGGAAUGGAAGACGCGCAAGACCCGGUCGGUGUACUAUCAAAUGACAAUCAAAAAUGGCUGGAGACAACAGCGAUGAAUCUUGAUCUCUUGCUUUCGCGAAUGUUUGCUGCUAGUGCCACGGCUAUUGCUGAUGGUACCAGUACAGGUCUACCACGAUCGUCUUGGCGAGUUCGCUGCGCGCUUGCACAGCUUUGUGACACAGUGAUGCUCCGGUGUCGACGAGCGCUCCGCGUAUCCUUUUUUCGGUGUUACGAUGAACUUUUGGUUCUUUGUAGUGACGCUAUUACAGAGGUUGCCGAAGAAGCAGAUACUGUUUUUGAAAAGCUACAGAUGUCAGCUCUUUCUUCGGAAGAGCAAUUGCGAUUGCUACCAGAGAUGGCAGAUCGCUUCCAAAUGCUGCUUUCUACCCUUGUGCUAAAGAUAGCUACGGAGCAUGAGGCAACUAAGGUGCAUCUUGUGCGCACACUUCGAGGAUAUGUAAAUUUUCUCGGACCCAGUAUCACUCCAUACCUUGACGCGUCUCUAGAUAGCAUUUACACGUCUCUUUGUCGGGUAGUGUCAUUUGCUGCCCUUGACAUUGAGUUGGUCGUUCAUCAGUUGUUGCCAAGUCCAGCCGAGCCCAAUGAGAACAGCGACAACAUCCGAGCAAGAGUCAUGAUCUCUCAAUUUCAGAAACGAUUGCGGUUUUUUAAUGAGGAAGCCUCAGUCCGCGAGGUGUUGGAGAUGCUGCGUGAGAUUGGUGCUGUCUUAACACCAGCGGGCUUUAUCGACUGUGCCUUCACGCUAUUAUCUGAGGCAAAUAUGGAGGUCAGAGAACCCGGUGGUGCUGAAGUUGUGCUGGUUCUAAACGAGUUUUUACGAGCUUACUGCCCGAGCAACGAAUGUAGAAAACGUGUGGUUCAUCAAUCAGUAGAUGUUCAUCUUGUUGGACGCAUUCUAGAAGAUUUGCUGGUGCUGGACUCAUGGAAUAAGCACAAUUCAUCAAGCAACCGCGGUUGUAGCAAAGCGUUUGUGUCCCAAUGUGCGCUUAUGGUGGAGUGCAUUGGUGUAUGUGCUGAAAUUCUUGGCGCAGAGUUCAAGCUGUUUCUGCUAUACAUCCUAUAUCCAUUAGUCGAACAAUUGGGGUCGCACAGCGUUGAAGUAGAGCGUGCGGCACUGGCUGCGCUGGAGAAGAUAUGUUUUUUCACAGGCUACAAGUGUCUUGAGGCUCUUUUUCAGGACAACAUGGAUUACUUUGUGGACGCCUUAUGUGCUCGGCUUGAGCAAUUGGACGCGUACCCAAUGACUGCAUCUGUCGUUGAGGCUUUGUUAAGGCACACUUCAUUGGCGUCGUUACCACUGGUGGAUGAGGUAGCAUCGUCCUUGCUUCGUAGUGUUGAUCUGUAUCAAGAUUCACCUCACGUUGACGGUUUACUGCGCGCGCUUAAAAGCCUACUUAGUAGCAUUGCACGCGACGCGCAAGAAGCUGAAUGUAAAAAGGUACACACACUUGGCGAUGACGAGCUCGAAAAAUCGAGACAUCCCCGCUCGCUCCUGAGUGAGUUUAUUCGUGAGAUGAAGGUGUUGGAAAAUGAUGGUAUCGAUGGCCUUGAGAUUGAAAUAGAGGGCGGUGAUAAAGAGACUUGCUCCGUUCCUGAACACUCUGAUCGUGCGAGUGUGAAAGGUGCUAUGCCUUUGGAGUACGAUGAAAUUCAACGUGAUAGCCCGGACAGUGGAGAAGGAAACGAGGAAGAGAAUACAGCAGCAUCGGCCUACCGCACUCUAGUCAUUGACAUCAUGGAACGGUGUGGUUAUUUUCUCGUAAACUCAGAUCCUAUUGCGUGCUGUUUGGUUUUGUCUUUGAUUGAUGAAGGUGUGAGGUUCCUUUCAAAACAUCCAAGACAAUUGCUACCUCUUGUCGCACGCAUGUGGCCCGAGAUUCUACCUCGAUUACGUGUAGAGAACCGUGCUAUCGUCACCAGCACCGUCCGUGUUAUUGCCACACUAGCAGAAACAGCAGGCGACUUUGUGGGAGACCGCUUUGUGGAGACUGUAUGGCCAAUACUUCGAUCUCAACUCCAACUCAUUCAUUUUGACGUGGAUGCUAAGUCACCGCAACUUACACGAUCCAUGCUUUUGCUCUCAAAACCUACGAUUGAUGAUUCCCAUGUCGAGGAUAUUCGGUCACCUAGUUCAGACGCUGAAAUUCAAAAGCGGACGGAUAAUGAACUCAGUGCUGUUAGUGGAGUACGGAAAACGCAAGAGGUUCACCAACUGCUGGCAAUUCUAUCGUGUCUGACCAUAGUGUGCCUACAAUCAGAGACGAUGACCAAACUCGUGCCUGAAAUAACCCGCACGUGCUGCAAGUAUCUAAGUCGUUCAGCGCCACGGGAGGUUGUACAACAAACUUCCGAACUUUUUGCAGCGCUGGCGCAAUUAAACGGUGACGAAGUGUUCUGCACUGUAGCAGCACUUGCUGACUGGAAUCCGCCUACGCCACCGAGUGCGCGUUUUCCUGGGUAUGCGCCAGAUGCAGUCCAACGCUUUUAUCGAGACCAUUUGGCAAAACUAAGUGGAUACGCACAGACUUGCCGAGACAAUGCUUGCGUCUUGAUAAAUCGGAUAUUCAGUUGA